UGAAGAAAAGUCUCUCUUAUAGGUAUAGAGAAAACGCCAACAUGGCGGCUCCCAGGGUGAAGUGGAAGAGAGUAAUUAGCACCGCAGGGCCUUGCCCCAGACCUCGACACGGGCACCGGGCAGUCGCCAUUAAAGAGCUGAUGAUCGUAUUUGGUGGAGGAAAUGAGGGCAUAGUGGACGAGCUGCACGUUUACAACACAGCUACAAACCAAUGGUUUAUCCCAGCCGUGAAAGGAGAUAUUCCACCAGGCUGUGCAGCAUAUGGAUUAAUUUGUGAAGGAACUAGACUGGUGGUAUUUGGAGGAAUGGUAGAAUAUGGGAAGUACAGCAAUGACCUUUAUGAGCUACAGGCAAGUCGUUGGGAGUGGAAGAAAUUAAAACCCAAAUCUCCAAGAAAUGGCCCACUUCCUUGUCCUAGACUUGGUCACAGCUUUUCUGCAGUUGACAGCAGAUGUUAUUUGUUUGGAGGAUUGGCAAAUGAUAGUGAAGACCCCAAGUAUAAUAUUCCAAGGUACCUAAAUGACUUGUAUGUCCUAGAGUUGAAGACUGGCUCUGGGGUGGUAGGAUGGGAUAUCCCAGUAAUCUGUGGCACUCCUCCUCCACCAAGGGAAUCCCACACUGCUGUUACUUACUACCAGAAAGGAAAGCCAAAGCUUGCAGUAUAUGGUGGAAUGAGUGGCUGUCGACUGGGGGAUCUUUGGAUUUUAGAUAUAGAUUCUUUGACUUGGACCAAUCCAGAAGUGGAAGGGACAACACCUCUUCCCAGAAGCCUUCACUCUGCAACAGUUAUUGAGAAUAAAAUGUAUGUUUUUGGAGGCUGGGUUCCACUGCUAAUGGAAGAUUCCAGAGUCCCUACACAUGAGAAAGAAUGGAAGUGCACAAACUCCUUGGCUUGUCUGGACUUGGAUAAAAUGACAUGGAAUCAGCUAAGUACAGAAUCAACAGAUGAGAGUAUUCCUCGUGCCAGAGCUGGGCACUGUGCUGUACCCAUAAAUGCACGGUUAUAUAUUUGGAGUGGGAGAGACGGUUACAGAAAAGCAUGGAACAACCAAGUGUGCUGCAAGGACCUCUGGUAUUUGGAAACGGCUCCUCCUUCAGCUCCUGGAAAAGUUCAGUUGGUCAGAGCCAACACUACAUCUUUGGAAGUCAGCUGGGGAUCGGUGCCAUCUGCAGACUGUUACAUCAUACAGGUACAGAAGUAUGAUUUGCCCACAGUUACAACAGCUUCAGCUCCUGUUGUAACUUCUGCGGCUGUAGCACCAGCCAAGGAUGCUAGCAGCUCUGCUUCACUUGCUGCUGUUUCUUCUAGUCCUGUCCAUCCUGUACCAGCACAAACUGGAAUUCGAUUGGUGACAUCAACAGCAGCCACACAAACAGUACUGAAGAUUCCUGCAUCUCCACAAACAUCAGCAGCAGUAGUAAGAGCUACAUUGCCAGCUGUGGUUGCACAAGGACAGUCAGCUGUAACACCGACCAGAUCAACACCAACAGUGCGUUCUUUUCCUGCUGGGGUCCAAGUGGUAAUGCCAUCACUAACACAGACACAAACAAGUACCUCAUUUCAACCUUCUGUGUCCAAUUCUCAGAUAAGUGGGAUAAGCCCUCUUGGUGCCACUGUGGCUACAUCAAAAGUAUCUUCCAGUACAGUGACCUCUUCUGUUGUAGGACUUCCAUCUGAUGCCACCAUUAUAAAGACCAUCUCUGUUACUCCUGGAACGAACAGUGUACCAGCUACUGUGAAAGUCGUUGCUCCACCUAUGAUGGUUAAUGCACCUGCAACCUCAAUGUUGAAAUCAGCAGCUGCCCAGCUAGCUUCGUCGUGUAGUCCUGCUACUACCACGUAUAUGCCUGUUCUUCCAAUGCAGAAAUCAACCACAAUCCCUGUGGUGCAACAGCAGGUCCCAGUGAGCACUGCUGUACUUGGAGGGGUGACUAAAACCAUCAAGUUUAUCAAAGCUCCUGUACCUGGAAGCACCACUUUGACCAAAGGAUUACCAGCAGGAACUAUUCUAAAACUAGUCAGUAGUCCUGACGGCAAGCCCACAGCUAUUAUCAGCACAACGCAGGCUGGAAAUAUUGGGAUGAAGCCAACCAUCAUGAAUGUUAGCAACAUUGCUGCUGUCUCCAAGCCAGGAAUGACCACAAUCAUCAAAACCAUACCAGUGACAAGCAUUCUUGGACAACCUAGUGCUGGUGUGUCAACAGUUACUGCUGGUGUCAAGUCUCCAAUCACCAUCAUAACCACAAAAGUAGUGACAUCUGUAACUGGAACUACAACAAAGUUUAUCACAGCUCUUCCUAAAAUCCAAGCUGGACAGCAGGGAGUCACACAGUUUGUAUUGAAGGGAGCAGCAGGCCAGCCUGGUACCAUCCUGCGAACUCUCUCUGGCACUUCACUCAGUGGUGUUCGUCUUAUUACUCCUGUAUCUGUCACUAGUACAAAACCAGUCACAACUUUGUUGCUGAAGGGUACCACAGGUGUCUCCACCUUGAGUACAGUCACAGGAAGUGUGGCAUCUUCCCUCUCAGGAGUUCAUACAGGUUCUUCUGUUCUUAGCUCUGGUAUUACUACUGUUGCUACUGUGCCGAGGCAAGUUGUCAGCGCAACACCAAAUGCAGGGCUUACACUAACUGCUGCAACAAGAACACCACUGACGUGUGUUCAGCCUGUUUCGGAAGCUGGGCAAGUUAGAAUUAUUGCCUGCUCCAGCAGUGCAGUGGCUCAGCAACAAGCACGGCAACAAGCACACAUACUAAACUCUGCAGUAACUGUGGCUCCUACACAAAUAACCCCUGUAGUAACCCUAACUCAGUCCCAUGUACAGGAAGUGCCAGCAAUGACAGUCAUGUGUUCAAACCCUCCGCAUGAAACGUCUGAAACCAAUACCACCAACACAUCCAUAACCACUUCAGUGGACAUCCUUCAAAACCAAGGAAACAUCUGAAAGGUGCAGCAAAACAUAAUGUCUGAAUACUUAAAGAUGUGGCAAGUAGCACUCAGAAGCUUUAAUCAAGCUGAAAGCCUGUUAUCAUUUGUCAUUGUUUCCCAGGAAAAAAGUUUGUCACUUCACUUGAACUGCUGAAGGCACUUAAAACUGUUUUCCAUUUGAAAAGUACAAGGUCCUUCAUUCUGUGAGUUUGUUUUAUUUUUAUUUUCUGAGUGCAAUUUGCAAAUCUGAUGGUUUAUGACCUUCCUCAAGGAAAAGUUGUGGCUGACUGAUUUUUAUUACCUUGACCCAACUAACUUGAGAUAAUCAUCACAGUCCCAAGAUCUGGUGUUUUUUUUUUCACAUUUUAAGCUCACAUGGGUGCAUACAUGUAUGCCUUCCUGGAGCAUCAGCAGAAUUUUUUGAUGCACCCCAGUCCUCUACUCGUGACGUCUCUGCAGAUUUUGAACAGCUGCUUCUUGGACUCCAGAUCCAUUUUUCCAACCAUCCAUGUGCCGUAUUUGACUCCACCUAUUUUGAGUUUCUUUGCAUUGUGAAUUACCAGUUAAUGGAUAUGGAUUCUAUAUUCCUUCCUGUUUUUGUAGUACUUUUAAAAGCAACUGUUUACUUCUAUUUUUAUGUAGAUAAUACUACAUGAUGACCUCAAAAAUUGAUUCAGGAUUUCAUAUCUGGUAUUAGAGAUAGUGAGAAUAAGAUUUCUCCUGUCCCCAUUCCUGAAUGAACAAAGGACCAAUGUAGUCCGAGUGCUACACUAAUCCUUACUGCCUGUUUUCAGCACUAGAAGACUUCCAUGCACGCUGUCCUCAUCACUACAAGAGAUUGCAGAAGUUAAUGGUUAUUUUCAUAAUGGAAUGAACAGUGUGUAAAGUGACUCCUUCAGGUAUGCUCGUCUGUCAUAUGCCUUCAGUUGAGUCUAUUUAUCUUUGCUUUCCGAAGUUAUGCUGAGUACUGCUAUGUUUUCUUGUUGGUGCACAUUAAUGUAAUUUAUGUGUAAAGAAUUAUGCAUUUCCAAAUGUGAUUAAGUGCUUUUCAGUCACAAGUCGAGUUGUAGUGGCCCAUGUGUGGUGGAGCUACUGAUAAAUCUCAGGCUGUAUUCCCCAUUGGCUGAAGAGGUCAGGAAAACAAGUGUAGCUACACUUUGAGACUAAAGUGAUAAGUGGCUCCUAACUGAAUUAUUUGUCCACAACAAUGUAAAAACAUGGGCUUUGUUAGAUUAUUAAUAUUAAAUUAUUAGAUUAUAAUUGCUUGUUGGUUGAUGUGUAAGAGGAAGUAAAACUGUAUAAGAUUCUGAGGAGUACUUCUGUUCCCACAGAAUUCAGCAGAUAUUUCAGAAGUUUCAACACAGAAGUUAUUUUACUUCACUAAAACUCUGCUAAAAUAUUUACCACUGACUGAAGUUGUCUAAGGUAGAGAAUCAUGUUUUUUCACAGGCUGAAUAUUCCCUUAAAUUUUUUCUGUUGGUGUCUUGUCUCAUGAACUUAAAUACAGAGAGAUGAGGAAAAAUAUAAAUCUUGAUUAAGAAAGGGGAAGUGAUGCACUGUAAACAGAGCCGAUACUAUUUUAGUCCUCAUUUUAACAAAUUUACCUUGUGGAAACAGCGGUCUUAGAUGACAUUAACCUCUUCAUCUUAGCUCUUGCUGCAGCACAGGUCGGUAUUAUAAUUAAUGCUUGCUUGCUUCUUUUCUUUCUGGUCAGAAAUCUGUGGUAGCUAAUCGUAGGGUCAGUUAUCUUCUUGAAUGUCUGCUGUGUAUUGUUUGUAACUGAAGCUAUAACCACAAAUCGCAUUAUGCAGGCAGCUUUCACUGAUAUAACCUUGUUUUUACAUUGUUUACAUUUUCUGCCAGUUUGCAUUUUUAUAUAUCCAUUACUUUAAUUAUAAAUUGCCCACUCAAGAACUUAAAAUGUAUUGCUGAAGAAAUAGUAUUAGUUAAAGUAGUAAAAGCUGUCUGCAUAAAUUAAGUAUGAACAAUGACCACAGAUGUCUUUUAGUCUGAGCAUGCCUGUGACAGGAUAUUUGCUGGUGAAAAAGGAAGACUGCACUCAUCUUUUGCAUACUCUUCUAACCCCUGACUUAGCUGCUAGCCAGAGAAAUUUAUGCCUAUGUAUAAUACAAUUGUUUAAUGUACUGUCAUAUUCUUUUACACAUUUUUUUUAAAUUCUGAAGUAGAUUCGCUUUUUGAAAUUAAUAUUUUAAUCUAAAAACACUUUAGAUGUAAGCAAAGAAAACAAGGGGUUGAACAUAACUGCAUGUCUGACUUGUAAAGACUCUGUAUGCUUGAAUGCAUCUUAGCUGUAAAGGAAAUGAAAGCAUGAUGAAAUGAUGGGAAAACUGAAAGAUCUGUACAGUAUUACGGAAGAAUUACUACAUGGAUGGACACAGAAAAUGUUGAAUAAGAAACAAAUAUUUAUAUUUAUCCUAUGCAUCUCUUGCAUUUAUGUUGGUUGGUGUUUUGGGAGUGCCUUAAUUUGCUGGACCUUUGCAAGAUAAGCAAAUGAAGAAAUGUAAGUGCCUGUGAUUGAAUCCAGAGCAGGAUCACCUCAGAAGCGAAAAUUGUUCUUUUUUUGUAAGAUGAAGUAGUUAAUAGGCUUUUAUGUUACACAAAAACGAGAUAUGCUGUUUCAUGAAAAGGAUGAAGCUUAAAAUAACUGACAUAUCUAUAAAGUUUUUGAAUGCAGUUUGUAAACAUAAUUCAGUAUUUUAGUGAGCAGUUAAAUAAUAGUUGUGUAAGAUUUUAAUUCCUUUGUACUUUUUCAUAUUGUUUAUUCACUCUACAUUAAAUUUUGUCUUGCUGGUAAUCUCAAUAAUUUCUUGUUACCAGAGAUGAUAUCACAUAAAAGUUUGAUGGCCUUUGCUGAAUUUUAUUGUACAAAAUUGCACUAAGUCAGCCUGCAAGCAUGGUAGUAAUAAUACAUUUCAGUGCAACACUGCAGUGAAUCUUUGGACAUGCCUAGGCUAGUUCAAAGUUGUUUAUGUGCAAGUCCCAGUGAAUGGUUUCCUCUCAGUUAAGGUGACUGUGAGUACUACAGUAGAUUCAUAGUAACUAUAAUUAUGAAGAGACGGGAGAAUUCCUACUGAUUUCUGUGGUAUUACACAGUCUGUAUACAGAUUUGCUUUUAUGUUUUUAUAAACAUGUAAAAGUGUUCCAGCAUUUCAUUCAAAGAUAUGAAAUAAAACCGGCUAUCUGUACUUUCUUUUCUUUUUUUUUUUUGGGGGGGGGGGGUGACCAUAAUUCUGAAAGUGUUAUAAACAUUCAUACACAAGAUUAGGAAAUAAAAAUGUCCCUCUGUUAAAUGUCCCGGGGAAGGGGAUCUACUGGUUUGUAAAAUAAGGAAAUUCCUCAAAACCGAAAGAAAUUCAGUUUCAAAUUUUCAAGAUGUAUAUCUUGCAAAAUUGCUGGCUUUGCAAACAUGGGACUUAAUUCCAUACUGUACCAUGGAAUAUAGUGGUUAACACCAGCUCUUUCAUUUGAGGGAAGGAAGUUUAACUUGUUAGAGCUGCACUGUUUCCUGUUGGAAGUCAGGUGGUGGAGCAGUUGUGCUCAACAGUCGUUGGCAGCACUUUAGGCCUGCAAACUUGGGAGCAGACGUAAUGAAAUGCCUGCAUUUUUGCAUUAGAUGCAGUGACCCAGCUAGUAUAGAGGAAAAAACUGUUCCAAAUGGUGCCUGUAGUCUAGUGUGCUAAGACCGAUGAAUAUAAAUUUGCAGCAGUGCAAAGAGAGAGAGCACGAGUGUUUUGUUACUGGGCUAUGGCUAGGCUGAAAAUAUGUAUCAGCAAAAAGGAGGAAAUAUCACUUAAACAUGAAGACCCCCCUCCACAGAUGCACAUCAUUUGUCUAGUUUUCUUUAUAUUUUCUCUGUCUGAAAAUUUUUGAUUGAAUUUUCUGAACUGUCAUUGGUCAGAUAUCCAUACUUGAAUUGCCAUGGAAUUAACUGUAAGAAAGCAUUGAAAUUGAAAGAAACAAAAGCAAGUUUUUAUCUUUCAGUAUUUAUGUAGCCCUCUGACUGUGUGUGGGUAUUUUGCCUUGCUUGUUUCCCCACCAAAAGUGAGAUAUCUUCUGGACUGGAUAACUUCUAACUAGUUAUUGGCUUGAAAGUGUUGCUUCUCAUUAUUAGGAACAUUUAUCUGUAGUACUGCUACCAAUGUAGUUAAGACUGCAGCCAGACAAUGUUGCCAAUGGCAAACGUCCUAGGUUUUUUAUGCAGCUUUACAUUCUGUUUUGAAAGCAACUGUUACAUCAACAAGGAUAAAGGUUACCUGUGUCAGAAUGCAUUUUAGUUUUCUAACCACUCCAAGAAGCAACUGCUUCAUUUGUAUUUUAUGCAGAAGUAUCUCAUUGCCAUGGCCUUUUCCACAAAAGAGCUUCUAUGUUUGUGAUAAGAAGGCAAAAAUUCCAUCAGAUACACUAACUUAAUUACUGGAUUUUCUUAUUUAUUAAAUCUUCUAUUUAGUGCACAAGGUCUUAUCUCAGACCUUGUAGCACUUAAAGUCACCAGAGCCUCACUUUCUGCCCGUUUCAUGUAAAAAAAAAAAAAAAAAAGUGUGUGCGCGUGUAAUUGAUAAUGCUAGUUUGAGAAUGCUAAGAAGCUGCAAGCAUUUGCUGCACCCUCCCCAAUGGCACUCACUUGCCAUCUUUGUUGGCACAGAAGGAUAGAGCCCUGACUAUGACCCAGGCUACCUCAAUUUAAAGUCUGAAUUCCUGCUCAGCCACCUGUUGAAGCUGUUGCAGGAGGAAGGGGAAAGAAUGAGGCAGAAGCCUCUCUGCUUUUCCAGGGCAGGAGCUUGAAAGUGUGAUGGAGUUUAGAUAGCAGCACUAGUGGUAAUACCAGGGCUGCACUGGUAAUCUAGUGCUGCAGAAGUAUAGAGAAGUAAAUGUUUGAGAUAAAUUCUACCAGGGAAGUGAUAGGGUGUUAUUUUGCACUGUCAUCCACUCAUACAUGCACAUGCAAACACACACAUACUUCACUGAUGUUAGCCCAGCAUUUCAAAGGAGAAAUGCAAGGCUACAAAUUAAGUUAACCCAACCUCCAGAAGUACCACAUUAGUUUCCAUGUUCUUUCAGAUAUUAAGAUGUGCUGUCUAAAACUGGAUAAUAAAGAGGUAGCUUUAGUAGAUCUACUGUCACCACUGCUUAGAUUUCAUGCAGGUGCAUGAAUAUUUCAUCUACGGUUUUUGAAAUGCGCCUUCCUCCUAUUCUGUUUACACAAAUGGCUGGUCAUUCGAUGGAAAUCAGAAAAGGCAGAAAAAGAGAAAGUACUGAAUGCUCAAAUAUUUUCCGUUUGGUUUAAAAGCUCACAUUGCAAAUUAAUUUAUGGCACUGAAUAAGUGAUACAGUAAUACACUCUGCAUUUGUAGUUUAUCAUCACUAAGACUUAAAACUUCAUAUCUGUUUUAUUAACAUUCAUCACAGUUUUGCAUAUAAGUAUUCAAAGCUAUUAUUCUCAAAGGUACAUUUUUGCAUUCUGCCCAGUUUUCUUAAGGUAGAGUCACGGUACCAAUUUGCUAAUGGAUGGGACUAAUUGGAACACCUCCAUUGUUUAACAGAGGUCUGCAACAGUAUUUACUUUGAAAUGUCCAUUUGUACAGGAUUAGGAUUAUGAAAAAUGUGUUUCUUAUGUGUUAUUAUUGUAUUCUAUUUGUGUACAGCUUAAAUAAAAUCUUGUUCUUAGAUCUAAACCUGUAAAUACUUUGCACAUAAAUAAAACAUUUUAAGAGCUA
Molecule: messenger RNA, 8664 nt
Organism: Protopterus annectens (West African lungfish)
Lineage: Eukaryota; Metazoa; Chordata; Ceratodontiformes; Protopteridae
Product: host cell factor 1-like
Exons: 17
Coding region: 42-2945 (967 amino acids)
Biological process (GO): chromatin remodeling; regulation of DNA-templated transcription
Cellular component (GO): histone methyltransferase complex
Molecular function (GO): transcription coactivator activity; protein binding
Source: RefSeq, a predicted model, not a curated record